This is a messenger RNA of Anopheles coustani, 2511 nucleotides long. It is a transcript of the gene Gp93, whose product is annotated as endoplasmin. Bases 108 to 2501 code for a protein of 797 amino acids. Lineage: Eukaryota; Metazoa; Arthropoda; Insecta; Diptera; Culicidae. Gene Ontology annotation, biological process: protein folding. Gene Ontology annotation, molecular function: ATP hydrolysis activity; ATP-dependent protein folding chaperone; ATP binding. The record is from RefSeq and is a predicted model, not a curated record. The transcript has 2 exons.
AAGAAGCAAGUUUGCCAAGGCAAUCUGCCUUCUUUCCACCCGCCCGUCGAAAGGAAGUCCCGUUUAUUUGGUAAUUGUUUGGUGAAUAAAAACAGUGCACCGUCAGCAUGAAGUACUUGCUACUUCUGGUCGUGGGUGUAUUCCUGAUUUCAGGAAUAAACCAGGUGCGUGCGGAGGCCGACGAUGAUGAUACGUUGCCCCUGGUGGACAACAAUCUCGGUGCUUCUAAAGAAGGUUCACGAACGGAUGCCGAAGCGGUGAAGCGUGAGGAGGAAGCGAUCAAACUGGAUGGGUUGAACGUGGCGCAGAUCAAAGAGCUACGGGAGAAGUCGGAAAAGUUCACCUUCCAGGCGGAGGUGAACCGCAUGAUGAAGCUCAUCAUCAACUCGCUGUACCGGAACAAGGAGAUUUUCCUACGUGAGUUGAUCUCCAACGCGUCCGACGCCCUGGACAAGAUUCGUCUGCUCUCGCUUACCAAUCCGUCCGUGCUGGACACCAACCGUAACCUGGAGGUAAAGAUUAAGGCCGACAAGGAGGGCAAGGUGCUGCACAUCAUCGAUACCGGUAUCGGUAUGACGAAGCAGGAUCUGGUAAACAACCUCGGCACGAUCGCCAAGUCCGGCACGGCCGAUUUCCUUACCAAGAUGCAGGAAUCGAAGUCGGAGAGCGGUCAGGAUGUGAAUGAUAUGAUCGGUCAGUUCGGUGUCGGUUUCUACUCCGCUUUCCUGGUUGCCGAUCGGGUCGUCGUUACGACGAAGCACAACGAUGACAAGCAGUACAUCUGGGAGUCGGAUGCUGCCAGCUUCAGCAUCGUGGAGGAUCCGCGCGGCAACACUCUUGAACGUGGUUCGCAGGUGUCGCUCCACCUGAAGGAGGAGGCACUCGACUUCCUCGAGGACGACACGGUGAAGCAGCUGAUCAAGAAGUACUCGCAGUUCAUCAACUUCCCGAUCUACAUGUGGACGAGCAAGGAGGUGGAAGAGGAGGUGGCCGUCGAGGAGGAAGCCACCGAGAAGCCCGAGGCCAAGGAGGACAGUGCCGACGAGGAGGAAGAUGCGAAGGUCGAGGAGGAGGAUGCGUCCGAAAGUGACAAACCGAAGACGAAGAAGGUGAAGAAAACGGUCUGGAACUGGGAGAUUAUGAACGACAGCAAACCGAUCUGGACGCGCAAGGUCAGCGAGGUCACGGACGAUGAGUACACCGAGUUCUACAAAAGUCUCACGAAGGACACGUCCGAUCCGCUGACGCAUACGCACUUUAUCGCCGAGGGCGAGGUUACGUUCAAGUCGCUCCUGUUCGUCCCGAAGGUCCAGCCCUCGGAGAGCUUCAACAAGUACGGCACCAAGGCGGACAACAUCAAGCUGUACGUGCGGCGUGUGUUCAUUACGGACGAGUUCAACGAUAUGAUGCCAAACUAUCUGAGCUUCAUUCGCGGUGUGGUCGACUCGGACGAUUUGCCAUUGAACGUGUCGCGUGAAACGCUCCAGCAGCACAAGCUGAUCAAGGUGAUCAAGAAGAAGCUCGUCCGCAAGGCUCUGGACAUGAUCAAGAAGAUCGAUAAGGAGCAGUACGAAAAGUUCUGGAAGGAGUACUCCACUAACAUCAAGCUCGGAAUCAUGGAAGACCCGAGCAACCGGUCCCGGUUGGCGAAGUUGCUUCGCUUCCAGUCGUCCUCGACGAAGGACAAGGAGUUCACCAGCCUGUCGGACUACGUAUCGCGCAUGAAGCCGAAGCAGGAGAGCAUCUACUUCAUUGCCGGCCCGAGCCGCAGCGAAAUCGAAAAGUCGCCGUUCGUCGAACGUCUGCUGACCCGUGGCUACGAGGUGCUGUUCCUGGUGGAAGCCGUCGAUGAGUACAGUAUUUCCGCUCUGCCCGAGUUCGAUGGCAAGCGCUUCCAGAACGUCGCGAAGGAAGGCUUCACGCUGGACGAGUCGGAAGAAUCGAAGGCCCGCUUCGACGAGCUGAAGACCGAGUACGAGCCGCUGCUCAAGUGGUUGAACGACGUCGCUCUGAAGGACAAGAUUGCGAAGGCACAGCUCUCGGAACGGUUGGCUAACUCGCCCUGUGCCCUCGUGGCGUCGAUGUUCGGCUGGACGGGUAACAUGGAGCGACUGGCGCUGGCCAACGCGCACCAGAAGACGGACGAUCCGCAGCGCAUGUAUUACCUGAACCAGAAGAAGACGCUCGAAAUCAACCCACGCCAUCCGCUGAUGCGCGAACUGUUGCGCCGUGUCGAGGCCGACUCGGACGAUAUCGUAGCGAAGGAUAUGGCUGUGCUAAUGUUCAACACGGCCACCCUCCGGUCCGGCUUCCAGCUGCCCGAAACGGCCGAUUUUGCCGACAGCAUCGAACGCAUGAUGCGCCAAACGUUGGGCGUAUCGCUGGACGAGAAACCCGAGCAGGAGGAAUUCGUGGACGAUGCAGCGUACGAGGCCGGUGCCGGCGGUGCCGAUGCGGAGGAGGAGGAAGUUGACGCCGAUGGUGAGCAUGACGAGCUGUAAAGCGGUUAAA